CGGCCGGCCGGCCGGUGGAGCCAUGGACAAGCUGAAGCGGGUGCUGAGCGGCCGCGACGCGGAGGAGCCGAGCGGCCUGGCCGAGGUUAUCGACGCGACUUCGUUAGGUUGGGGCACCCGAGUGAAAGGUUUCAUUGCGUGUUUUGCCAUCGGAUGCCUGUGCUCGAUCUUGGGUAGUUGUCUGCUAUGGAUACCAAAGAAAGGGCUGGUGCUCUUUGCAGUGUUUUAUACCCUGGGGAAUAUUGCAUCUAUUGGGAGCACUAUGUUUCUUAUGGGACCAAUGAAACAACUGAAGCGGAUGUUUGAGCCCACUCGUUUGAUCGCUACUAUUGUUAUGCUGUUGUGCCUCAUACUAACACUGUGUUCUGCUUUCUGGUGGCGCAAGGCGGGACUUGCACUGCUUUUCUGUAUCUUACAGUUUUUUGCAAUGGCAUGGUACAGCAUUUCCUUCAUACCAUAUGCAAGGGAUGCUGUGAAGAAAUGUGUUUCAGUCUGCCUGUCCUAACAGGAAUACUGGAUGCCUCACAAAGUUCUAGGAAGUUCUAGAUGGAACUGUGUUGAGAUCACUGUGUUGUGUAGUUUCCUACUUCUGUUUUGAACACGUGCCUUUCAGCUGCUUGUUAGGAGCUCCUUGUGUUACACCCAGCGUCUGCAGUUGCUUGGGUUUGUAAGCAGUGGUGUCUGUGGGACAGGGGGCUUGUGAUCAAAUGAAAUUCAGCCUGACAGAAGAACUGGGCAGAGGUCCACAAUUUGUUAUGGUGAUUCUUGCAUAAAUUCAUGCAUUUGGUUUUGCAGAAGUUCCAAAGUAAUGUGUGAAGUCUGUAAAGUGAAGAGCUUAGGGUGCCAGUUCUAGAGUUGAAAACUGAUUUCUUACCAACCACUUGGGAGAUUUUUGAAUAGCUUUAUGUCACUUAAUCGUUGCACUGUUUGCCUUGGGUAAUGGAAUUAUUGGUAUUCUUUCUUUUCCUGUCUCUCUUGCAAAAUUUUAGGUUUAUGAGACAUCUGAAAGAUGUAAUUCUAAAAGCAAACAUAGUUGUGGACUAACCAUGAAAUGUUUGCAUCUUCAAUGAAGUAUUUAAUUCUCAGUCUAUACUGAUAGUCUUCCCUUAAAUUACAUGAAAGGGACAUUUUCAUCUGAAAAAACUUGUUCCUGUUGGAAAAGCACUUGUAAAAUAAGGUCCAUUGAUGUUUUCAGCUACCAGGAACCUGAGAACUUUUCCUUGCUCAUGACUGCAAGGUAGGAAGCUGAUAUUUUUCACAGGAAGUGAGAUGCUUCUUUUGUCCUCCAGCUGUAGCAUAAGAGCAAUGCAAAGGGCAUGGUAGGCAAACAAAAAAAAGAAUUUAUGUAUGUCCUUUCUCAAAAGACAAACUGUCAUAAGGUAGAAGUGGGCUGUUGUUUUUAAGCAGCCUGGGUCAGGGAGAAGAUGUUUUCCUCUGAAUUAAGUUAAAUUCCAACAUUUCUGUUUGCUUCUUUGUAAGUGGAAUCAGUUUUCUUUCUGCUAAAAUGCUUGCACAUACCAGUGAACUUCUCUGCAUGGAGGAGAAAGCACAAUGUUUUAUUGCCUGUGGUAGCAAGGAAAGUGUGAAACAAUCCUGCUGCCAGCUCCAAACAAGUGCUGAGCAGUCUGUUUCCAAAUUCCAGGGCUACUCUGCACUCUCUUUAUCUUCUGUGCUACGGAUAAUCAUUCACUCCCACAGCAUUGCAGGGGUCAGUUUAAUAUCUGAGCAGAUUCUCUGCUGUGUGAGAUCGUGUUUAACUGCUUUCCCCUUUCUUUUUACCAAACUCUCUUGCUGGAGCCAUUGUUUAAGAUGAUGGUUUCCCAGUGUACUCCAGUGGGAACUGAAGCAUCUUUUCCUCAAUCUCCUAAGAGUGUAGUUGUUUAAGAGCAUUGUGUUUGCAUGGCAAGUGUAUCCCUGACUUGAACCACAAAGAUUUUAAUGUAGUAAAAACCUAGAUCUACUUGGCUGUAAAGUCUAAGCUCACAGUGAAGGCAAAUAGCUCUAUGGCUUCCAGAAAGCUACUAAGAAAUUAAUUAAUCCAAAAUCUUAAAUCCACAUGUCCUUCUGAUAAUUUAUAAAGCUCAGUACCACCUACCUGUAAGGAUCCUCUAAAAAAAAAAUAUUAAAGAUACCCUUUUGCAGAUGGUAUGAAAGGGAGAUUUUGACAAGUGUUACUUGCCAGAAUCACUGUUGCAAAAGAAUUUAAAUGAAAAAUGCCACCUUGGAAAGAUGGCACUGAUGUUGGGAUGAAUCAGUUACGCAGAUUCAAGUGCUAUGUCCUGGCGCAUUUUUUUGUCUCCCAGGAUUUAGAUGUUAGUGUUGAAAUAAAUGUGUUGACUAUUACUCUUCUUGAAAAGAUUUGAUUAAAUGCUCAAGAGAGACUGGGAAUUAAAGAAGACUGAUCCUUGUUUUCCCUGGCUGAUCUAAGACAAGUGUCUAAACUGAUGUGUGUCUUUUU
Molecule: messenger RNA, 2458 nt
Organism: Pseudopodoces humilis (Tibetan ground-tit)
Lineage: Eukaryota; Metazoa; Chordata; Aves; Passeriformes; Paridae
Gene: SFT2D2
Product: SFT2 domain containing 2
Biological process (GO): vesicle-mediated transport
Cellular component (GO): membrane
Source: RefSeq, a predicted model, not a curated record